Molecule: messenger RNA, 1701 nt
Organism: Arabis nemorensis
Lineage: Eukaryota; Viridiplantae; Streptophyta; Magnoliopsida; Brassicales; Brassicaceae
Source: the annotation of a GenBank genome assembly
AUGGACUUAGAACAGAAGACAAGAGGACUUGGCAAGUCAUGUGCCCUUCUCAUAGUGAUUGCGGGAAUGGAGAGAUAUGCAUUCAAAGGAGUUGCAUCAAAUUUAGUGACAUAUCUAACUGAUGUAGUGAAGAUGAGUAAUUCAAGAGCAGCUAAAACAGUUAACACUUGGGCUGGUUUCACUUCUAUGUUGCCUCUCUUCUCUGCUCCUUUGGCUGAUGCUUAUUGGGACAGAUUCUUCACUAUCCUUGCUUCUUCUUCUAUCUACUUUGUGGGGCUAGUGGGAUUGACAUGGACGGCAUUUGCUGGGUCACGUUCAGCUACUAAGACCAUCUCUACUUAUUUUCUCUACUCUUCACUAUGUCUUGUCUCAAUCGGUUUAGGCGUCUUAAACCCUUCUCUUCAAGCCUUUGGUGCGGACCAGCUAGACCACGAACUCGAUAAGGAUUCCGAGCUUCCCUCGGGUGAUCAAAAGGACGCUAAAGCUACCCAAAAGACUCAGUUUUUCCAAUGGUGGUACUUUGGUGUCUGCACUGGAAGCCUUAUGGGUGUAACAGUCAUGGCUUAUAUUCAAGACACUUUUGGUUGGGUCCUCGGUUUUGCUAUUCCAGGAAUCGCAAUGUUCCUGUUGAUCUUGUUGUUCUUGUCGGGUUGCGGAAUCUAUGUUUAUGGUCCUGGUACCGGUUUGAAGAUGAAAAAAACUACUACACCUUUUGAGAAGAUUCUUAAGUUCAUCAAAGGGAGAGUUGUGAAGCAGAGAAGUAAAUUUACACUUGUAGAUGAUGAUGAUUUGGAUGCUAUGGAGCUUGAGUUACAAGAGAGGCCUCUCUGUAAAUGUGAUAGCACUGAGAUGGAAGACAUUGAGACUUCUUCAACAGCCACCAAAGGAUUGGAAGAUGAAGAAAGCUCGAAAACUGUUUUCUCUGGACUUGACAACGUCAAGUUAGUGCUUCGCCUUUUACCCAUAUGGACGAUGCUUCUCAUGUUUGCUGUUAUCUUCCAGCUACCAGCGACCUUUUUCACCAAACAAGGUAUGACUAUGAAGCGAAACAUCGGGUCCAGCUUCAAAAUCCCACCCGCGACCCUGCAAAGCACGAUCACGUUAUCUAUCAUCCUUCUUAUGCCAUUAUACGAUAAAAUUCUGAUACCUAUUACCAAGAGAAUCAAGAACAAUAGUAAAGGUAUCUCCGUGAUGGAGAGAAUGGGAGCUGGAAUGUUCCUAUCGAUCAUUGCCAUUGUUAUUGCGGCAUUAGUCGAAAGGAAAAGACUGGACAUAAGCCAAAAGAUGAAGUCCUUACUUGAUUAUAAACCGGAAACAGUCCCGAUGAGCAUCUUCUGGUUGCUACCUCAGUAUAUCCUCUUGGGAAUCUCGGAUAUUUUCACAGUCGUUGGGAUGCAAGAGUUUUUCUACAGCGAGGUUCCGGUUAGAAUGAGAACAAUGGGAUUUGCUCUCUACACAAGCGUCUUUGGUGUUGGAAGCUUUGUGAGCGCCGCGCUUAUCUCAAUCGUCGAGGCUUAUUCUUGCUCAACAGGUGACCACCAAAGCUGGUUCGCGGAUGAUAUGUCGGAAGCUCGGCUUGACAAAUACUACUGGCUUCUUGCUCUUACAAGUACAAUAAGCUUUGUGAUCUACAUAGUUCUAUGCAAGUACUUCAAGAGUAGCAGCGAUCAAGGAGGUGAAGAAGAAGAAGCCGCUAAAUGA